AUGGAUCAAGAAAUGCCACAGGUAGAUUCAGAAAAUGGGUCAGCAAAGGAAGUAAUAUCCGAGUACGACUGGAACGAGAUGUUUAAGAAAGGAAAGUUCAAAAAGGAAGACAUGAAUACGCUGGUUAUGGAUUUUCUUGUGAACAAACUUCAUACCAAUGUUGCGGAAACGUUUCAUACAGAAUCUGGCUGCCCAUUGGGAAUUGAAGAUAUUUCUUUUAUAGAAACACAAAAGACAGUUAAAGAACUUAUCUACAAGCGACAAUUCGAUGAAGUCAUUAGUCUUCUUAAUCAAAAACUAGGCUUGAGUUUCUUGGAAAGUAACCCACAAGUACGUUACCUUUUGGACCAGCAAAAGAUGAUUGAAUUGUAUCGUUCGGGUGAUAUAUAUACCAACGUUGCAUUGGACUUUUCCCACGAGUUUAAAAUGUGGGCAGAUUUUAUGGUCAAUGAUGAUGACUUUGAUAAAGAUUGUUUUGAAACUUUGCUUCUAAUUCUUUCCGGAGAUGAUAAAGAAGUCCUUGUAGAUGACCUAUUGCAUCCCUGGAGGAUAUCGUGGGUCGUCGUAUCCACACUAAAAGCAAUGAUCAAGUUCCGUGGCCGUGAACAAGACCACUUGAUAGGAAAAGCACUGAAGAUGUUGAAAGCAGUCGAGGAUGAGCUGAAUGAAGAUGUCGAAUUUCCAAAUUUCUAUAUCGGUAGUGGCUACCCUGAACCUCUUCCUCAUCCAGAUGGGCCCUUCAAGAACUUUUUUCAAACUGUUGAUGAUGACUACAAAGAUUGUUAA
This is a messenger RNA of Erigeron canadensis, 786 nucleotides long. Its product is annotated as protein GID8 homolog. The record is from RefSeq and is a predicted model, not a curated record. Gene Ontology annotation, molecular function: protein binding. The coding region runs from base 1 to 786 and encodes 261 amino acids. NCBI's taxonomy places the organism in Eukaryota, Viridiplantae, Streptophyta, Magnoliopsida, Asterales, Asteraceae. The transcript has 5 exons.